Ceratitis capitata (Mediterranean fruit fly) is the source of this 10736-nucleotide messenger RNA. It is a transcript of the gene bark, whose product is annotated as protein bark beetle. Lineage: Eukaryota; Metazoa; Arthropoda; Insecta; Diptera; Tephritidae. Gene Ontology annotation, cellular component: membrane. The record is from RefSeq and is a predicted model, not a curated record. The coding region runs from base 756 to 10370 and encodes 3204 amino acids. The transcript has 13 exons.
AAUCAGUUUGAUUCUUGGUGCUGAGCGCGUUGGUAGCGAGCUGGUGGAACGACGGUCGGUUGUGCGUUUAAACUUUGCUCAUACAUUUCAGUGGUCAUUUGAUGGGGACCGCGCCUAUUUUGGGCAAAUCAAAUACACAAAUGCGUGCGAAUGCACCACGCGAGGCGCAUUAAAAGUGGAAAUCCGCUUGAAGGAAAGUGAAAAGUGUGUGAAAAUGAAUAAAAUUUUUAUGGAAAAAUGUGAUUUUUAACAAAGAAAAUUGUGGAAAAAAAUUGGCAUAAUUUUUUUUUUCUGUUUCCCAGCAUUAGUGAAAAAUGCGGAUGUGUGCGUGUGUGAAAAGCACUGGUGUAUGCAAAUGUAUUGUUUAGAUUAUAUGCGAAUUAGAAACCGGUCAACGCGCCAUACACUGUGAAACCUAAUUACAAUUUUAAUAUGAAAGUAAAAUUUAAAAUAAUUAAAACUCAAAUGAAAAUAAAAAAUAAUAAUUUAAUGGGUAUUAUCUGCUGCCAAGUGUAUCAUAAAACCCUAAAGAGAACAACUAUUACCGAAAUGAAGCAGCACAUUUAAGUGUAAAUACGCAAAAAUUCCAAUAAAACGACAGAAGCGUCAAUAAAAUUCCUAUUUUAUGUCAUAAAUAAAUAAAUCAACAUACCGAAGUGCAUUACAAAUACAAGAAAAAACUCCCAAAAUCAUAGCAGAAAAAAAUAUCCGAACGCAAAUAAACUCUAGAGAAAAGAUUAAGAAGAACUCCAAAAAUGUCUGCUGCCCAGUGCAGCAAACCCAAAGCGGCGCUUAAGCCAAUACAAAGCGCCACAACGCAACACAAUGCGCGUCCACCUGGAGACCUAAAAACAACACUGCCUUCUGCACUACAACUUCAACAUGUCACCCUCAUCACAUUCUUCUCCAUCAUACUCUUAAGUGCAAUGCCAGCGCUUAGCUCGGCACAAUCGGCGCAAGGCAACACACUUGUUGGCAGUCGCGUUGCUAGUGCUAAUGUUGUUGUUAGUGGUGGUGGUCGUGGUGGUGCUGGCGAAAGCAGCGAAAUCGAAUUCGCCAGUCUAGAUGGCGCCGGCACACAAUUACUCACACCCAUACAGUUAGCGCCGAGCACUUUGGCGCCACCGCCAGCACGGCCAUUAGAGGUCGUCGAAGUUGUGGAACCUGCGCCAGCGCAACCAGUGAUGUCAUCAUCAAGUUAUACCGAACUGCCGGGUGGUGAAAUCACAGGCGAACGCACACUGCGUUACAGUGAGAGUCCUUUUGUGGCGCGUAAACACAUUGAAGUAGCCAAAGGUGCACGUCUGAUUAUAGAGCCAGGUGUACGUGUGGAAUUCGCGCCGACUGUGGGCAUAACAGUGCGGGGUAUACUGCAUGCAGUGGGCACGCCAACAUCUCGCAUCAUACUAACGGCCCAAGUAAAACCAGCAGCCACACAAACAGAUAUCGUAGAUGCUGAGGUGCGUGGAGCACGUUUAGUCGAUGGCCCAACGCCAUUGGAAGGUCGACUGCAGCUGUAUCAUAAAGGCUUUUGGCGUGAUGUCUGCACUAAUUCCAGAAAUUGGACACUUACGGACUAUGAGAUUGCCUGCCGUCAAAUGGGCUAUGCAGGUGGACGCUUUUGGAAUUGGGUUGAACGUACGCCGGGGUAUCAUCCACGUUUACUCUAUGAACAGCCACGCUGCAAAGGUGUUGAGAGCUCGUUGUUGAACUGCGCGUGGUCGACGCGUCAACUCGGUUCUGGCGUUUGUGACUACCACAAUGACAUAGGCAUACAAUGUCGGCCGGUGCACGAUACACCUCUCGGUAAUUGGCGUGGGAUCUACUUUAUGAAUGCGCCGUCCACAAAGACACUGGGCUAUGAUAAUAUCGUUUACACAGCGGUGUCGCAGUCGACUCUGCGUUAUGUUGACAUAACUCAUGCCGGUGUGGGGCGGGAGUAUAGCGCCAAGUCUGCGUUGGAGGCGAUUGGUCUACCGCCCGUCAUGCAACAUGUGUUGAUCAGUCAUUCCGCAUAUACCGGAUUCAAUGUAACGUUGCCGCAGAGCGGUUUCGUCCUACAAAAUGUGACCAUACAGAAAAAUAAUGGUAUAGGCGUAUUUGUAAACUCCAGUCAGGGUAUGGUGCAGUUGGAGGGUUGCAAUAUAAUGCAGAAUGUGGCGGAUGGCGUUAAGUAUGUGGGUCACGAUCUGCGCGCCAACGAACGUAUGGAUCGUGCGACUAUUUACGACUUUUGCACGCUACCCACCACCUCGGGACAGACCUAUCCCAUUUCGCUAUCUUUCACACAAAAAUAUUACGCAGGCUCGGAGAAGGUGUGCAGUAAGUACUUUUUCACACGUCCAGGCUACUUGCUAACGGUGUAUUUUGAGUCGUUUGUGCUGCGUAACAAUGGGACGGCCACUGUGGAGAUCUUCGAUGGCACAUCGGACACGGAUCGCAUACUCUUCACUUGGAAGGCGCGCAACUACACGCGUCCGCAAAGUGUGACCAGUAAUCGGGAGAAACUCUUUCUACGCGUACGAGCCGAUGCACGUGAGGAGGUCAACGGCUUCAUGCGGAUAACUUCCGGUGAUACGCGUGCUUACGACUUGCGCGUGGUGAACUCUGUUGUGGAGGAUAACGGCGGGCGCGGAAUAGCGAUUGACAAUAUACGUUCCAAGCUGCAUGUACACGGCAGCUUCGUCUCGGGUAAUGGGCAUGUGUCGGGCGUGCAUGUGACAAGUGGCGCUGGAGAUGUGAACAUCACGAGCAGUAACAUCACCUACAAUCAGGGCGGUGGCGUCAAUAUCACCUACUACGGCGGUAAUCGGAACAUAUCUCGUAGUACGAUCCAAGCCAAUAAGGGUUACGGUGUGGCCGUGUGGUUGAAUGACACCAGCGCACCAGAACGUCAAGAAUAUAUACCCUUCAACCAGACGACAACAGUGGAAUACUCAAAAAUCGGCGGCAACCUGGAAACGGGCAUACUGCAUGGCAACUACUGUCAGCCAAUUUGGGUCAACAUAACGGGGAAUAACUUUAACGGCAGUCUGCGGAAUGAUGUGCACGUGGAAUCUUGCUGGCGCUUCACGGCGAACAAGGAACCGAAUAUGCAGCUGCAAAUCGGGCACAACACCUUCGAUUAUAGUCAGAAGAACUCGAUAUUCCUCAGUCCGGCACUCAAUUUACACGGAAAGAUCGAGUUCAACCACUUCCGGCUCGGCUCAUAUGGCUCGAUCUACAUACGUAACGACUACAUAUUUCAGGAAUUCAACUUUAUGCCCAUUCGUCUUCUGAUACAGAGUAAUUUCUUUCGGCGUAAUAGUGGCGUCUAUGUUGUCUCGUUGGGUCUCUCACCGUAUAGCUCACGCGAGUUGCAGUCACUACUCUUUACGCGUAAUUUCGUGCGCGACAACAAGAUAUCGGAACCUUUUGGACCGCUCAUUGAGGGUAGCGAAGGCAGUGAUGGCUCCGGACGCCUUAAUCCGCGUUGCCGUGUUGCUGCGGCUGUGGUGGUCUCCUCCAGUAAUGUGGAUAUCUUUCGAAAUAUACUACACAACUUGGACUCCGCAUACGAAGUGGGCUCUCAGCUAAGCGAUCAGAGUCAAAUCAUUAAUGCCACCUACAAUUGGUUGGGCCACUCAGAUGAAAAUAAAAUCUUUGCGCGUCUUUUCCAUCGCAAUAAUCGCUAUAACUUGGCUAAAAUUCAGUACUUGCCAUACCUGUUGCACAGCUCGAACCCCGGCUCCACGACUAUGAUCACUAUGUCCACACUCGUUCCACGCUUCUCGCAGGAGGGUUCCGAUCUCAUUGGCGGCGAGAUCGACGGUCAAGAAAUACUCUCGUCCGGCACUUAUCGUGUUACAAACGACAUUAACAUAAGACCCGGCGGCAAGCUAACACUACAACCAGGCGUAACGCUUAAAUUCGAACCCAGUGUCGGCAUGAUGGUUGCUGGCAAGUUGGAGGCACGUGGCCGACGUCCAGAUGAUAUAUUUUUUACGCUAAAGCGUGAAACUGUUAUUGCUAUGGACAACUCCACCGAUGUGGAGCAACUGGAUGUCGAUAUUAUCGACGUCGAGACUGAAUCCAUCAUCGAGAAAAACGAAUCGCCACGUGUACCGGUGCGACUCGUUGGUGGCGCGGGCGAUUACGAAGGCCGCUUACAGGUCUACUUAGAUGGUCGCUGGGGCACAGUCUGCGAUUACGGUUGGACGGUGUUAAAUGCAGCUUUGGUGUGUCAUCAUCUUGGUUACACACUGAACCCACGCGACUGGCGUUUGCAUCGCUCCCAAAUGCCCACUGUGGGUGUCACCGAGGAUGUGAUUGUUUCGAAUGUGCGUUGUACCGAACACGAUCUCGACAUAACGAAGUGCCGCGCCGAGUAUCUGACACGUGGUGAGUUCGAGAACUCGUGCACACACGAAAACGAUGUCGGCAUGCGUUGCUAUGAGGGCGCUUGGGCGGGUGUACGCUUCAGCAUGUUGGCGGAGCGUGCGGAUUUACAGUACCUGACAAUUGAGAAGGCCGGACUCUUUGACUAUACCACCAACAUCUUCAAGCCCGCCAUACAAAUGGACUUUGCGCGUCACAAUCUCGAGAAUGUCCGUGUUGUGGAUAACUUGCAAGACGGUCUCGGUGUCAUAUACGCGGACCUAUAUGGAGGUAAGUCGGUGAACAAUAUAAAGAAUUGUGAAUUCAUAGGGAAUCGUGGCAAUGGAAUCAGCUUGAAGCAGUUGGAUCUGCGCAUACAGGGUUCAAUUAUAAAGAACAAUCGCGAUAGCGGCAUCUCACAUGAUCCCGUGAUCUCAGCGAUCGAGCAAAAUGAGCUCGGCGGCUGGUUUAAAAUGGCUGUGGACUUCAAUUCCUUCGAAGCAGACUACGAUCCAUACUUGCUGCCACGCGAUGAGAGCCAAAUCGACUUGGACGCAUGGCAGAAUAAGUAUAUACGCACCGAGCCGGUACGUGGUGAGUCGGUCAUGCGCAAGAUAGUAGUACGCUGUCCCGCCGGCUAUGUGCUGGGCAUACAACUACUCAAUCCUAUACAAAAUCUCUCCACCGAGCACAUAACCAUACUUGAUUCACAAACGGAGAAUAGACGUUCCUCGUUGUGGGUGCUCAAGCGAGAUCUCAAUGUAUUUCCCACGACCAGUAGCAGUUACGGCAUCAUCAUCUACUACGAGUCUGGCACAAAUGCUUUGGGUGGCACUGUGUUGCGGCUCUCAACCGUCACCGCACCAGUGCAGAAUAUGCGUAAUAAAGUCGUGACUGGACCGGUGCCCACACUCAGUAUACGUUCGACGAAGAUACAGAAGAACUUCCGUGGUAUUGCCGCGUACUACUACAAUCGUUAUGUGGGCGACAAUGGCGAGUACUACUUGCGUAAAGCCAACGAGUCGAUUAAGAUUCUGAAUUCGGAGAUCAGUUCAAACUUCCGUGAAGCCAUACUGGUGAAGUCGCCCUACUGGGAUGUAACGUACAGCAACAUAUCGGAGGUUACCAUCCACGUCAACAGCUCGAUGAUCACACAGAAUGGCCACGGCAUACGCCAAUUUUCGAAGGAUUUACGUUCCUCUAAUAAUCUCUUUCACUAUGUAGUGCAAGACACCACGGUUGAGGACAAUGCUUUCGGUGGCUUCCAGGUCGCACUACCCUACGUCUGGCAAUACAAUGAGAAUUUCACGCACAGCGUCUACUUCGGCAACAGCACUUGGCAGCGUAAUCGAAACUUUUUCAUCGACGUCAGCGGGCACUAUACGGUCUUUAACAUAACCUCCAACGUUUUCCUCAGCAACCAGUGCCCGCGUAGUCUCAUUACACUGGACGGUAUGGAGAAGCGCAUCAAGUUCGAUUACAACCGCAUCGAGAGUAACAAUGCCAAGUUCAUUAUAGAGCUACGUGCGGACAGUUUGAGCGAAAUUUUAGGUGAAGUGCCAGCGCUCAUCGCCUACAAUACCAUCAAGGGCAACAGCAUCGACACCAUGGCGGGCAAUUUCCGUAUGGCACCAAUGCGUCACUUUCGACCACGCAAAAUACGUCCACAGAAUCGUCUACCCAGUGCGGUGGUGCGACUUGACGGCAUACAAAAUGUGAGACUUUAUCGUAACUUAAUCGCCGAAAACCAAAUGGACUACAAUCUCGUGGCAGGUGUACGCUCCGCUCGCAUAAAUAACUAUUUUUAUGCAACGGAAAAUUGGUGGGGCUCAAAGGACGCCACGUACAUUGAGUCGAAGAUAUUCGAUUUCGACACUUGGAACGAUCACGCCGAUGUGAUCUAUCAGCCCUUCCUCAUCGAGGAUAGUUUCGAUGCAAGCGUUUCGCUGAUCGAUAAACACGACGAGGUUAUAGACCUCAACAGCUGGGCGGGUGGGCGCGUUUACAAGGAUCUAACGCUGCAUAAACGACCCGAACCAUACCGCAUACUCGCCGAUAUCACUGUUAUGCCGGGCGCCACACUCAACAUACAACAUGGCGUGCAGCUCGAGUUCGAACCGAAUGUUGGCAUACUCGUACUGGGCACACUCAGCGCCAUCGGUUAUCGUGAGUCGGAAAUUGUUAUGCGCCCAUUCGUGAAUGCUUCUCACGAGUCGUAUGCCAUGCUCACGAAACGCGCUAUGGAAGAUCUAAGCCAGUCGCAAGCCUACGACUCAAUACGACUUUGCACGAGCGCACAGAACUGCACCACGAAUCCGCAACUCGCAUUUGGCGGCAUUAGCGCAGGUUUCCUGGAGUAUUUCAAUCAUACCACACUGCAGUGGGUGCCCAUCUGUGAUAGUCGUUUCACCGAGCGUAAUGCACAGGUGGUCUGUCGCGAGCUUGGCUUUGAUCCACUCAAUGUUUACUAUGGACAUGAUCGACGCAUAGAAUAUCACACCAACUCACUCACACGCAUCUGGACCUGGGUGCAACCGCUCGAGUGCCGCGGCGAUGAGUUGCGCAUGGAAGAUUGCGCCGAACGUCUCAACGGUCAAGUUUAUGGACGUCGUCACGAAUGUCGCUGGGAUGAUGUUUUCGUUUUCGUGAGCUGCAAUAGCGCGCCGGAGGAUCUGGUCUAUUGGGGUGGCAUACGCCUUACGAACGCAGACUUUGAGGAGAAUCAAUAUGGGCAUCGUUUCCAUGACAGUCUCUCACAUGGACCGAUAAACGAUCGACAAAGUCAUUUGGAGUAUGUGCGCAUUGAGAAUGCGGGCAUAUUGCAUAAUCAGAAAUCGCCAGCAAUACAAGCGAUACACAAGAAUCCGACCAUACGUUCUGUGACAAUUGCGAACUCAGCUCAUCAUGGCGUUAAUUACAUCGCGCCGAGUGGCACGUUGAACCUCAAUCUUCUCAACAUCAGUAACGCCUUUGGCGCAGGCAUCAAUAUACUCUCGCUGACGGGUGAAGGACGCGAGAGUGAUGAGUCGAGCUUUACACCUCUCAAAGAUCUGGAUAUUCCGUAUAAGCUCUUCUCACUCGUUGAUAUUUGUGAUCCGCAAAAAGUGCUCACCGUCGAAGAACGUCUUUUGGUCUACUAUAAGUAUGACAACAAUCCGGUGAACUGCGUCAAGAUCUUCACGUCGCUUUAUCGUGCGAAACCGAUCGGCUUCCGUUUGCUACAAUCGAACUUGUUCAAUCACUCGAAGGAGUAUGGACGCACCGAUAGAAUACGACUCUUCGAUGGCGACAUCUACAAUGUGACUUCGCGUUUCCUGGGCAAUAUCGAGUGGGAUAGUGAUAAUCAGCGGAAGUUCUUUAAGACCGAAAGCCCCACACUGAGUUUGCAGCUGAUUGCGAGCGGUGCACCAGAGUACCAUGGCUUUAUAGCGGAGAUUGUAACGGUACCCAUUUCGACUUUGGGGCAAUAUCGCGAUGCCCUACACAACAUCACCUACACACACAUCUCGGGUGCCGUGAAGGGCGCAGUUACGUACGCCUCUGCUGGUGAGGUUACGCCCACUCUCACGCUCACCUCUAAUCGCAUACAGGCUAACUGUCAUCAGCUUUAUGGCAACUUUUCCACCUGCAAGUCGGCGCUCACGGUGGAUGUGCAGAAUAUGCAUUCGCUUUACUUUAUGAACAACUUGAUCAUGGAUAAUCAGGGUGGUCUCAGCAUACGAGCCGAUUCACGUGGCUCUGCUACUUCGUUGCGCGGUUUCAUACAUCACAAUCUCUUCUUCCGCAAUCGCAAUCGUCCCGCUUUGUACGUGGAGGGUCGUCAGUCAUCGCCGUAUCAAGAGAUCGAGUUGUAUCGCAAUUACUUUGCUCAGAAUAGAGCUGGCUUCAAGGAUGUCAUCAAGCUGCGCCAAGUGGUGUCGAAUUUCAGCUAUAAUUUCGUGCAUAGCAAUACUGGUGGCCGUAUUGUGGAGAUCUCCGGUUUCGAGAAGGUCCGUUUGCCCAUCUAUCAGACGACGUCACAUAACGGGUUUUACAGCAACGUCGCCACCAACUGGAUGGGUCGGGCGACAAUUGUCGCUGGCACCGCGGGUCAACAGUACGUGGAUAAUAUAUUUGAGAAUCCCGAAAAUGAUUAUGAAAUGAUAACGGUGAAUAAUUCGAUUUUGAAUGUUGAUUAUGUGAUCAAUAGCACCAUUGAACUGUGGCGCUCAAAGAUCGACGCUAGACACAAUUAUUGGAGUUAUAACAAUACGAUAUCGGUACAAUCACGUAUACGUGAUAAGUCGGAUGAUCCACUCUUACUCGAAGUGCAGGCGGUACCAUUCCAAAUGAAUAAUCUCACCAUACUCGAUGGCAAAUGUCCGCCCGGUUGGUCGCUGGUUCUUGAUACGUGCUACAUAUAUGUAGGCGCACCACUGACGUUCCAUGAAGCACGCGCCUUCUGUCGCAGUGAGAAUUCGACGAUGCCUUUUAUACGCACAGACAGUACGACAUUUUGGAGAUAUUUGCAGGGACAAAUGCGACAUUUGAAAUACCCCGAAAAGGUGUGGAUACAGGAUUUCAAUCACAUCGAUCGCUGCACGAGCUUUGCUUUCACCACCACCGAAGUGGAGGAUUGUAACAGCGAAAUGGGUUUCAUUUGUGAAACGGAUCCAAGGGUCAUUAUCGAUCCACUCUCAUGGCGCGCCGACAUCUUCGCGAUCAGCAUUAUCUCCGCCUUCAUUUUGGCCAUUAUUCUAUUGAUUAUGGUCGCCUUUUGUUGGUAUGCCAAAUCGAAACAUCGUCACGUGCAACGUUUGGAACGACGAAAUAGUAUACGACAGAGCUUGAGGAGCUUGAAUAGCAUUGAUCCGCAGGGAUCGUUGCGACGACGAAACUUUAAUAUGUCCACAUCGACUGGUACGCUUAGCAAAGCGCAAGACUACAAAAUGAUGGGCAAUGGCUCCAUUGACUCGAUGGAUAAGAGUGUGCUCAGCUCUGAUGGUAGCUUUGAGACGUACGAGCAUCAAACUCCACAUCCGCCCGGUGAAUAUCAGAAACCGAACUACAAUGAAUAUGUGAGUCAACAUACGCUGAAGAGCAACACUAAUGGCGGCGCUGGCAAAUCGAAUGAAUCAUAUAAAAUUGCCACAAUCGGCUCAAUUUCGAAAGCGACCACGGCACGGGGUCGACACACUCGUCCGACAGACACUUUUGAACUCUCCUAUCGCAAUGAGGGCUUCCGUGACAACUCCACCUAUGCUAGUACCGUUAACAAUUCGGCAGCCAACAGCAUUGCCGAAGAUACGCCCAUCAUCCAUCAGACGGAUGUGGAAGACGCUAACUCAGAUUAUUAUGGCAAUGCAAGCACACUGCCGCUACAUAGUGGAGGCAACGAGAGUCUUUCGUUUCUGCAUGAACUAAAACAGAAUCUACCACCGCCUGCCUAUAACAAACCGAAAGGACAAAGUCACAGUAGUUUUCUACCUGGCGGUAGUAGGAGCGCGAAUGGUGGAUCUACACGUCCCACAAGUAGCUCACAACUCAGCACUGACUCACACUCCAGCACGCUGCCGUAUGAGCAGAAAAUCGAUAAUUUAAAUUUUACACCCAUCUCACAGAAGGCUGAGGAGAUGCCCCUGUAUCGGCAUGGUGCUGGCGCUGAUGGCUUGCCAACACCACCGCCCGAUAUGCGUCGCCCCGAUUCAUAUUACACAGCAGUGCGUAGUAGUAAAGCGCAGCCACAGUUGCAGCAGCGGAAGAUAGGAAUGCCGCAGCAGACCACGCGUGCAAUUGUCAAUACAAGGCAGCCAACGACGGCGACGGCAAAGCCGUUUACAGCGCAAAGCCACAAUCAGAAUGGCAAACGUCCAAAGACUCUUUAUCAAACUGCCAGUCCCGAGCCGACGACGUCGUAUCAUCGCUCGCGAUCGGAGGCGCUGCUAGAGACAGAUUUUGACGAUGAAUCGCCCAGUAUGGUGCCCCUUAGCACGAACAAUCGCAGCUAUAGCCAGCCUUUGGAGACGGCGAUGUAAGGCGCACAGCGAAGUUAUGAAGUUUAACGAAGUAUCAGUAGAUAAUUAAGUAGAUUAUGUAGCAAUAAAAGUAAUUGAUCAUCACAAACGCAACACAAACGAUAUGACUACAUACACAUUGCACCUCUUUUUUACCGUUAUAAUAAUUUACUCUAAGCAACGUAUUCAUAUUUAAUUUUAAAAGCGUUUAAACAAAAAACUAUUUUUUAUGACAUAAAUAUUAAGAUUUAGCUUUAUCGAUGUACGAUCAACGAUUUCAUAUGCCUUAAUGCUACCGUAGCUAGCCGAAUUAAUGUUUAAAAAUUUAGUUGUAAGGAAAUUAUGUAGAAAUAUAGAAACAAUAAAUAUAAAUAUAUCUACGCUUUU